This is a messenger RNA of Arabis nemorensis, 717 nucleotides long. The record is from the annotation of a GenBank genome assembly. Lineage: Eukaryota; Viridiplantae; Streptophyta; Magnoliopsida; Brassicales; Brassicaceae.
AUGGAGAGAUCGAAACAUCUUCCCGAUGAUGUUCAUCCUCUACUAUCCGAUAAUCCUCAUACCUUAGUACCGUUCUUAGAGAUCAAUCUGUAUCUCAAAACCUCAACACCGGACUUGACCAAGUUCUCAUCAACAUCAUCUCCGAGGAUGUUUGCAACUCACAUGCCGUUGCAUACAUUGCAAGAGACUCUCAAGGACACUCCUUGCAAUAUUGUGUACUUGUGUAGGAAUCCAAAAGACGUCUUGGUCUCACAUUGGUAUUUCAGGUGCACUAAUCUAGAGAAGAGCGAUAUUACUCUCGAGUCUAUGUUUGAUUUUUUUUGCAGAGGAGUUAGCUUCUACGGUCCAUUUUGGGAAAACGUUUUGAGCUAUUGGAGAGGAAGUUUGAAAGAUCCCAAGCAUGUGCUUUUCAUGAGGUACGAGGAGUUGAAAGCAGAGCCUCGAGGACAAAUCAAGAAACUUGCAGAGUUCUUGGGUUGUCCAUUUAGCGAGGAAGAAGAAAAUAGUGGAUCUUUGGACAAGAUCUUGGAGUUGUGUUCCUUACGUAAUCUGAGUGGUUUGGAGAUAAACAAAACGGGAAAGACGUUGAACAAUGUGCAUCACUACAGCUAUUUCCGGAAAGGAGAAGUCGGUGAUUGGAAGAAUCAUUUUAGUCCUGAAAUGGAGAACAAAAUCAGUAAGAUUAUUGAGGAGAAAAACUUGAAGGUUCGGGUUUGA